UAGUACACUGCGACCUCGCUCUGCUAUUAGAUAUUGCACUGCCGUCGCCGAGUCCUUACCAGCGUGCGAAGCUAUCGGCAACAAACUAGGCUUCCAACAAAUUAGGCCGAUCCAUUAACUGCCAGUUCGCACACAUAUUAUUAUAAUAUAAUAUAGCUGACACACAGGCGUGUCGCAAAUGCCACAACCCGAGAUACCCGAAGAGGCCUAUGAGCUCCUCGGAGAAGCUGCCAAUCGCUGCGAUCAAGUUACCCGCUAUAACUUGCUGGAACGCGUAUUGGCAGGAGUUGUUGACGACGACCUGAGGGAGUCGUCUGAGGGCAAGCAGGGCUGGAUCUACAUUUACAGGCAAAAGCAUGGCAAGUCCAACGAGUUCAAGAUCGGCAAAUAUGUUGGGCCAAACCCACGGGACCGCAUUCGGCAGUGGGAGAAGAAAUGCGGCCACGAGAUUGAGCUGGUCCGCACAUGGGAAGUGGCGUUCGCCCGUACCACCGAGCAGCUCAUAGAGACGGAGCUGAAGGGGAUGGACGACGUGUGGCUCGGAUCAAGGGAGUGCAGGGGACCGGACGGCUCCAGUGGGUGUGGAGCCCACCACCAGGAGUGGUACAAGGCCAGCGAGCAGGAGCUGUGCCAGAUAAUCAGUUACUGGGUUGACUACACGAACAGGAUGGUUGACGAGCUGCUGCUGACCCGUGAGUGCACCAGAAUGGUUGACGAUGGUUAACCUGCUGACCCGUAAGUGCAGCAGGUUAACAAUCCACUGAUGCCCAGCAGAACCGCCGCGGUUACCGGUAGGUUGCGGCUCUACCGGUACGGUAUGCGUCCACCUUACGCGUCGGUGGGGAGCCUGCUGGUUCGUUUAGGCUGUGGGGGCAGGUAGCGCCAGACCGGGGCGAUGACCCUGACAUGCGGUUUGCUAGCGGUAGUUGACCGUGUGCCCGGUUACGGCGGUCGGCAGAGCGACCGCCUGAAAGCUGCGAGUAAUGCUACAGGCUUGGAGCUAAGUAUUUAAGGGGGUGCAUUCGCUUGCACUGCCCUGUUUGGUGCCCUCGGCAGGCCUGGAUGCUGUCAGCGCCAACCUACCGUUGGUUCGUUUUAUCGUUGGUUGUUACUUGUUAGGGAUCUGGUGACGCUUUGGGCUUGCGACAUGGCCUAGCUAUACUGGUGUCAUUAUUUAACAGUAUCUUGCCGCAGUGGGGAGACCGCUGCUGAUGCUGGUCAUGCGUGCGUGCUGCUGCGUGCAAGGAGGUUUCCACACGUGACCCACGGGUCAGCCUGUACGGGGGUACCAGUGACUAAGCAAUCUAUUUCACAUUUAUCGUUGUAUAGCAUGCGAAAAAAGGGGUGGAAGAAGACAUGGGAGAUGCGUGCUUUUCCUGGGAACGGAUGCAAUACACUGAUUUACUGGGUUCCAGGAUAAAUAGUAGCAGUCAUGCUACGGUUUGAAGUCAUCCGACAUCUUGCUUCACGGAUUUGAGUUGGGGGGAAGGCAACACGGCCGAACACUCGGAUUAGUGCCAGUGAUUAUCCCGAAAUCCUGUAGUGUACUCGGCUGGUUUCAGUCUUGAGAUUCUUGAGAUUGUCCACGUGGAAAGUAUUGUAACAGUAAUGGUAACACG
Messenger RNA from Astrephomene gubernaculifera, 1619 nucleotides. The record is from the annotation of a GenBank genome assembly. NCBI's taxonomy places the organism in Eukaryota, Viridiplantae, Chlorophyta, Chlorophyceae, Chlamydomonadales, Astrephomenaceae.